This is a messenger RNA of Aphidius gifuensis, 2063 nucleotides long. RefSeq names its product zinc finger protein 286A-like. Gene Ontology annotation, molecular function: DNA-binding transcription factor activity, RNA polymerase II-specific; RNA polymerase II cis-regulatory region sequence-specific DNA binding. Gene Ontology annotation, cellular component: nucleus. The coding region runs from base 144 to 2063 and encodes 639 amino acids. The transcript is spliced from 5 exons. Gene Ontology annotation, biological process: regulation of transcription by RNA polymerase II. Lineage: Eukaryota; Metazoa; Arthropoda; Insecta; Hymenoptera; Braconidae. The record is from RefSeq and is a predicted model, not a curated record.
AAAUAAAAACUUGAAAGAGUGAGGGUGUGAUUUCGUUGAUUUAAAAUAAAUUUUUAAAAACGUUGACACAAUAUUUCGUAUCAGUUUAACUCGGGUCAGUAAGUUUGUCAGUCUUGUUUGAAUCGUCAUUGAGUGCAUGUGUAAUGAUGUAUCUUGAAAAUUAUCAAACAACAAACAACAUACAAAAUAUAACAGCAUAUAAUAUGGAACAAGAUAACUUAUUAAUUAAUAAUAACACAACAAGUAAUAAUCAAAUGACAAAUUCAUAUUUAAUAUUUUCUGAUUCAACAAUAUCAAGUCCAGAUGAAUCUGAUUGGGAACAAGUGCAUAAUAUAUUUGAUAAUAAUAUAACAACAACAACAACAUCAUCAACAACAAAUAAUAAUCGUCCAGUACCAUUGACACUUGGUAUGUUAUCACCAGGUAGUAGUGGUAGUGUUGUUAAUACACCAACAUCAUGGAUUGAAAAUACACAAGAUUUAGAUUAUACAAAUGAUAUUAUGAGAUUACCAUCAGUUGAAACAGCAUUUCCAUUUUCACGUCAUUUUUCAACAAAUAAUUAUUAUGAUGAAUCAAAUAAUUAUCAAGAAUUUGAUUAUAAUAAUUAUGAUGAUUAUCAAGAUUGUUUAGGUGGUGAUGAUAUUUUAUUAACAUUAGAACAAUCAAAUAUUAUUGUUAAUCAAAAUAAUUUGAUUGAUAUUAAAGAUAUUAAUACUGCACAAGCUGUUGAUGAAUUUGAUUUGAGUUUUAUAAGAGGUGAUCCAACAACAUUAUUAACAAAUACAUCAACACUAUCUUCAUCUUUAUCAACAUCAACAUCAUCAUCAUCGUCGUCGUCGUCGUCAUCUUUAUCAUCAUUAGAAAAUAAAAAAAAUUAUACAAAUAAAGAAAUUAAUCAGUGUUAUCCAGUUGGUCAUUUAAUAUCAAGUCAUUCAAUAAAUGACAAUCAAAAUAGUUUUAUUGUUAACAGUGGUGAUAUUGAUAAUUCAAAAAAUAAAAUUGUUCUUUCACAAAAAGAUGGAUUGAUGCUUACAAAUAAUAUUACAACACGUUUAUGCAAUACAGAGAAAGACAGCUUGAAAUACGAGUGUCGUUGGAUAGGAUGCGGAUGUACAUUUAGUGAACAGGAAGGUCUUGUAAGACACAUUGAAAAACGUCAUGUUGAAUCAUCAGCAAAUAAUCAUCAUACAAAAAGAUCAUCAAAAGAUAAAGAUAAGGAUGAUAAUACAAAUGGUAAUCAGGAUGAAUUUGCAUGUCUUUGGCAAGGUUGUCCGAGAAUGCAACCAUUUAAUGCUAGAUACAAAUUGUUGAUACACAUGAGAGUACACAGUGGUGAAAAACCAAAUAAAUGUCCGUUUGAAGGUUGUAAAAAGGCAUUUUCACGAUUGGAAAAUUUGAAAAUACAUCAAAGAUCACAUACUGGUGAACGACCUUAUGCUUGUCAGCAUCGUGGAUGUUUGAAGGCUUUUAGUAAUAGCAGUGAUCGAGCAAAACAUCAAAGAACACAUUAUGAUACGAAACCGUAUGCGUGUCAAAUUGCUGGAUGUGGUAAACGAUAUACUGAUCCGUCAAGUCUUCGUAAACAUGUAAAAAAUCAUGUUGAAAUUUUACCGUUGACACCGACAACACCAACUACACCAACUAUACAAAUUCCACCAACAACACCAACAACACCAACAACUCCAACAACUCCAAAUCCAUACAACAAUUGUUUAUUAAUGAAAGCAGAUACAAAAAUGUUUAAAAAAAAUUCCCAAAAUCAAGUACAAAAUGUUUUUAAUUUUGGAUUCAAUGAACAAACAAAUGAUGAAUAUAGUAAUGAUGAUAAUUUAAUUGGAGACAGUGGUACAUGGCUUGAUGCCAAUGAAUUUAAGGACAAUCAACCGGAAUUUGUACCAAUGGAAUCAGUUACAAGAUGGUUUGGUGAAGAUCGAAGCUACAAUGUUAAUGAUACAAGUGCAGAUGAAAAUAUUGCUGAUUUUCAAAAAUUCAGUCCAAUUAUUGAAGGACAAUUUCUUGACUUAAAUAAUUUAUGUUACGAAACAAAUUUCAUAGGAACAUGA